UUUUAUAGAUAAUAAAACAUACGAGUAGUCUCUGUACCUUUGUGGAAAAGUGCCUGACAGUUGUAAGCAAAAUCAAAUUCUAUCUUUCCAGAUGAAUAGCUAAUAUGAAGACAACUAUCGUACUUAUUGCAGUCUGUGGCCUUUUGGAGGCUGGCCAAUACGAUUAUGGUGUGUUUGAGAAUUUCCAAUUGACCCAAGAACUCUUUCGGAGCGAAGUGGCCGGCCUGAACUUGAUCAAAGACAUUCUGGAAAGGCUCAAAGAGAUCCAGCUCAAGCUAGAGGGACAAAUCGUGAGUAAAAACGCUUUUCAGACUCUACGUACCUAUAAGAAGACGCUGCGAGAACUUACACGGAGUCAGCCCAUCGAAAAUGAUUUCAUCACUUCUGCCAAAGGUCUAUUGAUGAUUUUGGACACUUACAACGUUUCAAAGGAUUGCCUGACGAAGAAGGAAUUCGUCUAUUCAGACCCUCAUAGAGGUCGAGUCUCCUUGAAGACACAUGCCACAUUUGAACCUCAUGAUUUGAUGACUUUGGCGGAUGAGGCAACCCAGAUUGGCUGGUUCAGUCAUGCCAUUGACUUGACGAAAAGCGCCUACGCGAACCUCAAUGUCAAAAGCCUUCAAAAAGACCAGAAGCAAGUCAUGGAAGAUUUCAAAUCAAGACUCGUGAGGACACAUAAUAAUAUUUUGCGGUCCAAGAAACGGUUGGUUGGAGAGGGCUACAAAGUGUUGCCAUAUUUGGUAACUGACGAUCUAAAAAGGAAGCCAACCCAGCCCAAAUUCGUGAAGAAAUUGGAUCCCUCCAAGAGGGAACAUAAGUUUGAGGCCAACGAGCAACUGGAUAUCAAUGAAGAUAUCUUUCGGCGAAUAUGCCGCGGUCAAAUCGUCGGUCAAGCUGUCAAAAAUCAAACCAAAUAUCAAAAAUGUCAUUGGCUCCACCAGAAUAAUCCAUACUUGCGAUUGAACCCAUUCAAAAUCGAAAUCCUCUUAAAUGAUCCAUUCAGGAUGAUCUUCCAUGAAAUUCUCAAUGAGGAAGAGAUGAACUGGCUCAUCCAGUACUCCACUCCCAAUCUUUCCCAGGCACGUAAAGUCUCAAAGACCAAUUUGGAGGUCAAUAGAGUUGGCCUUCCAGAAGAACAGAAGCGCAAAAUUGUCCACAAAACAGUCCAAUGCUGGAUUGACGAUGUUAUCUACAACGAAGAGGCCAAUUUAAAAAAGAACAAAGACGGAAUCUUCGAGGUUCAACCUUAUUUGGGAGAUCAAUAUGCCCACGUAAUCUUCAACCAGACCCUUCACAAGUUAUCUAAGAAGAUCCAAAUGGCCACCAACAUGAUCAUCACCCAACGAUGGAGCUCCACAAAGUAUCAAGUGACCAAUUAUGGCCUUGGUGGUCUUUGCGAGACACACGUAGAUCCAUUUGGAAUCUGGGAAGGCGCUGAAGUUCACGAGGAAAUGAAAGAGAUCCACUCCACUGGUGACAUGUUUGCAACAUUUAUGGCUUGGCUUGGUAACGUUCCUGGGGGAGGUUACACCGCCUUCAAUCACGAAGGCUACGAACAAGCUGUCGUACCCGUAAGGGGCUCAGCUGCCUUCUGGUUCAAUUUAAGGUCAGAUAUGAAGCGCGAACCGCGUUCUUCCCAUGGAGGAUGCCCGGUAUUGGCAGGAUCAAAGUGGAUUCUCAACAAAUGGAUCAUGGCCAAUGACCAGUUUCAUAAUUUCAAAUGCACUCAAGAGAAAAAUGUCACUUACCCACCUUAUAAAGAUUUUUAUUAAAACUCCCUCCACUUUGACAGAGAAAUGAAAUUGCAUUGAAUGUGAUGGUUUAACCUU
Molecule: messenger RNA, 1829 nt
Organism: Tigriopus californicus
Lineage: Eukaryota; Metazoa; Arthropoda; Copepoda; Harpacticoida; Harpacticidae
Product: prolyl 4-hydroxylase subunit alpha-2-like
Exons: 1
Coding region: 105-1772 (555 amino acids)
Biological process (GO): peptidyl-proline hydroxylation to 4-hydroxy-L-proline
Cellular component (GO): endoplasmic reticulum
Molecular function (GO): procollagen-proline 4-dioxygenase activity; iron ion binding; L-ascorbic acid binding
Source: RefSeq, a predicted model, not a curated record